AUGUCACCAUCUUUAAAUUACGCCGGCCUCUUCACCGUCUUUCUACAGACAUGCCUUGCGCAGAAUCACAGCAUUGUCUCCAUCCCAUAUGAGUUGACAUAUCUUCUUCCUUCACCGUUUCACGGCAAUCUGCUUCACAGCUUUGUCAAUGGAACCAAUACGUCGGAUGCUUCAACCAACGAACUCCUUCAAUCUGCCACCAAAGCACCCUUCAUCUCAUAUGAUGACGAAUUCCUAGCGCUCCUCGGCCAAAACCCAGCCAUUGAGUUGAUCGAGGAGCGCCCCGGCAACUUUGCGGGAGAAGCUGGCGUGUGGAUUAGCGACCGGAAUGAAGUCUGGUACACGACUUGGAUCAAUGACGGGCCUACCCACGUGGAAAUUCUGGAUUUGAACAAUAACAGCAUCAGAAACCUGACUUCUUCGAAGCCGUUGGAGAACCCGAACGGAGGAUUCUACCACAAAGGUCUCAUGUACUUCACUUGCUUGCGAGACGACUCUCGAGACUGGUCUGGCGGGGUCGUAUCGGUCGACCCUGAGACCGGCCACGUCGAAACUGUGCUCAACUCCUACUUUGGUCUCAAGUUUGACAACAUUGACGACGUGGCAUGGGUCACGCAGCCGGGAACAAACAACUCGUACAUGUUCAUCACUAUACUGCCUUUUGCCGAGGGCUCAAACACGACCGAUCGCCUGCCUCAGGGUCUGUGGCGCUGGGAUCCCCAGAAUAGAGUCUUAUUACCGGCUAUCAGCAGGACCGAGUUUCCCGUCGCCAACGGCGUCCGGCCGUCGAGAGAUCAAAGGACUCUUUGGGUCACCGACUUUGGCGGCGAAGAGCGAAGCAGAAUUUGGGGGCUGCCGGCCCAAGUAGGAGCACCUGCGAUCUAUAGCUACGAGCUAGAUGAAAAUAUGUGGCCUGUCAACAAGCGUAUCUUUGGUGUCUCGAGAAUGCAGGCCCCGGAUGGCAUCCGCAUCGACGAUAAGGGUAGAGUUUGGACGGGCGAGGGUGAAGGAGUUGUGGUUCGAAGUUCGCAAGGAAAGGUCAUUGGUGUCUUCAAUGGACAGUAUUUCACGAGAGAUCCUGUCAACACGGCGAUCGUACAAUUUGAGCUCGCCGGGGACGUUCUGGUUGUGCUGGGCCAGAAUAAGUUGUGGACUGUCAAGUUAGCUGAGACGGCCUACAGCGCUUAGCAACUUGCAUCAACUUGUACUUUAGAAAAGACCACGAACCCAGGGGAUAACUUAAGGGCAAAUCAAUGAGACCCCAUGGUACAUUGAGAUCCUAGGUAUCAUUCAUAGGAACUAAUAAAUGGGUCGUGUACGUUCGUCCCUCGCUUUGUUGAAACCA
Colletotrichum acutatum is the source of this 1345-nucleotide messenger RNA. RefSeq lists its product as uncharacterized. The record is from RefSeq and is a predicted model, not a curated record. The transcript has a single exon. The coding region runs from base 1 to 1188 and encodes 395 amino acids. Gene Ontology annotation, molecular function: protein binding. Lineage: Eukaryota; Fungi; Ascomycota; Sordariomycetes; Glomerellales; Glomerellaceae.